AUGCCAAUACCGGAUGAGAUUCUGGCGCAGGAGGAGGGGACAGAAUCGGCAAAUAUGGCUGAGCCAGGUGGGCAACAGGCCAUGGGUGCUGGGGCACGAGAGAUAGCAGGGACAAGUUUGCGUAAACUGUUAGUUGGUUCGUCGAGUGAAAGAAAUAGAGUGGAUAGCCUACCCGGAAGAGUAAGGUGGGAAGAUGGAUUGGCUAAUAAAGUGGAAUAUGACCCUGCCGGUAAUAUCAAGACUAUAAUACCUGGCCUUCUUGCUGAAGCUCAUGGAGGAGUUCUAUACGUUAAUGGGAUUAAUCUGUUAGAUGAGGGCAUUAGUAAUUUGCUUCUUAAUGUGUUGACUGAGGGAGUUAAUAUUGCGGAAAGAGAAGGGAUCAGCUUUCGACAUCCAUGCAAGCCACUUUUGAUUGCUACUUAUAACCCAGAAGAGGGUGCUGUACGGGAACAUUUGCUGGACCGGAUUGCAAUCAAUUUGAGUGUAGAUCUUCCAAUGAGUUUUGAAGAUCGUGUUGCAGCUGUUAAAAUUGCAACACAGUUUCAGGAACAUAGUAAUUAA
Camellia sinensis is the source of this 561-nucleotide messenger RNA. The record is from RefSeq and is a predicted model, not a curated record. Lineage: Eukaryota; Viridiplantae; Streptophyta; Magnoliopsida; Ericales; Theaceae.